GGGGCGGCCUGGCCUGUGAGACCCAGAGAGGGGGCGGCGGAGGCGGGCAGCGAGUGGCGGAGGAUGAGCCUGCUGUGCGCUCAGUACCUCCGGCAGGCAGAAGUCCUGAAGGCUGACAUGACAGAUUCGAAGCUGGGUCCAGCUGAAGUCUGGACAUCCCGGCAAGCUUUGCAGGACUUAUACCAGAAAAUGCUAGUAACUGAUCUGGAAUAUGCGUUGGAUAAGAAAGUAGAACAAGACCUCUGGAAUCAUGCCUUUAAGAAUCAGAUCACAACACUACAGGGUCAGGCAAAAAACCGAGCAAAUCCAAACCGGAGUGAAGUUCAGGCAAACCUUUCUUUGUUCCUAGAGGCAGCUAGUGGGUUCUACACACAGUUAUUACAGGAGCUGUGCACAGUAUUUAAUGUAGACUUACCCUGUCGUGUGAAGUCCUCCCAGCUUGGAAUUAUCAGCAAUAAACAGAUGCACACUAGUGCCAUUGUGAAGCCACAGUCUAGCUCCUGCUCUUACAUCUGCCAGCACUGCCUUGUCCACCUUGGAGACAUUGCUCGCUACAGAAAUCAAACCAGCCAGGCAGAAUCCUACUAUAGGCAUGCAGCUCAGCUUGUCCCCUCCAAUGGUCAGCCUUACAAUCAGUUGGCUAUUUUAGCUUCCUCCAAAGGAGACCACUUGACCACAAUUUUCUACUACUGCAGAAGCAUUGCUGUGAAGUUCCCUUUUCCAGCUGCCUCCACUAAUCUACAGAAAGCACUUUCUAAAGCACUGGAAAGUCGUGAUGAGGUGAAGACUCGAUGGAGUGUGUCUGACUUCAUCAAGGCAUUUAUUAAGUUCCAUGGCCAUGUAUACCUGAGUAAAAGCUUGGAGAAGCUGAGCCCUCUUCGAGAAAAGCUGGAGGAACAAUUCAAGCGAUUGUUAUUCCAAAAAGCCUUCAACUCUCAGCAGUUAGUUCAUAUUACUGUCAUCAACUUGUUUCAACUGCAUCACCUGCGAGAUUUUAGCAAUGAAACUGAACAGCACAGUUACAGUGAGGAUGAACAGCUCUGUUGGACACAGCUGCUGGCUCUCUUUAUGUCUUUUCUUGGAGUCCUAUGUAAGUGUCCAUCACAGAAUGACUACCAGGAGGACUCUGGAGCUGCAUAUCCUCUUCCAGCUGUUAAAGUUUCAAUGGACUGGUUGAAACUUAGGCCCAGUGUCUUCCAGGAGGCAGUAGUGGAUGAGAGACGGUACAUUUGGCCCUGGCUGAUUUCUCUUCUAAACAGUUUCCAGCCCCAUGAAGAAGAUCUGUCCAAUAACAAUGCUACUCCACUUCCAGAGGAGUUUGAAUUGCAGGGAUUCUUGGCUCUGAGGCCUUCAUUCAGGAACUUGGAUUUCUCCAAAGGUCAUCAGGCAAUUACAGGAGACAAAGAGGGGCAGCAACGGCGGAUACGGCAACAGCGCUUGAUCUUCACAGGGAAAUGGAUUGCCGACAACCAGCCAAGGCUGAUUCAGUGUGAAAAUGAGGUAGGAAAACUGCUGUUUUUGACAGAAAUCCCUGAGUUAUUACUAGAAGAUCCUAGUGAAGCCAAAGAAAGUCUUGCCCUGCAAGAAACGUCCAUUGCAGAAUCACUGUCUGUAGAUGGGAGCCCAGGACUCAAAUCAGUUCUGUCCACUGGCAGAAGUCUAAAUAGCAACUGUGAUACAGGAGAAAAACCAAUGGUCACAUUUAAGGAGAACAUUAAACCACGAGAAAUGAACAGAGAACAAGGGCGUAUCUAUCCACUGAAAGAUGUGGGUAGGGAGAGAAGAGACUUUAGCAAAGGAAUAAUAGCCAGUAAGAAUGAUGGAAAAAAGGACAACAACAAGAGGAAAAACGAGACCAAGAAAUGCAGCUUGGAGAAGAUGCAAGAGGCAGGAAAGCAGAAUGUGGCAGUGCAGGUGAAAUCUCAGACUGAGAUGAGGAAGACUCCUGUGUCUGAAGCCAGGAAAACACCAGUAACUCAGACUCCAAGUCAGGCAAGCAAUUCCCAGUUCAUCCCCAUUCACCACCCAGGAGCCUUUCCUCCACUUCCUAGCAGGCCAGGAUUCCCACCUCCAACGUAUGUCGUUCCCCCUCCUGUGGCUUUCUCCAUGAGCACAGGUUACACUUUCCCAGGUGGCGUUUCUGUCCCAGGAACCUUUCUUCAGCCUACAACUCACUCACCUGCAGGAAACCAGGUGCAAGGUGGGAAACAGUCCCACAUUCCAUACAGCCAGCAGCGGCCCUCUGGACCAGGGCCAAUGAACCAGGGACCUCAACAAACACCACCGCCUUCCCAGCAACCCCUCUCAUCCUUACCAGCUCAGGCAACAGCACAGUCUGCAAGCCAGCUUCUGGCCCCGCAGCAGCAGUCCCCUACAAAAGCUGUUCAGGCGCUAGGGAAGAGUCCACCUCACCACUCCGGAUUUCAGCAGUAUCCACAGACAGACUCAUCAAAGCAACUCUGGAGUCCUCCUCAAGUCCAAGGUUCAUUGGGAAAGAUGAUGUCUGUAAAGCAGCCCUAUUAUAUUCAGGCCCAGGACCCCCUAAAACUGUUUGAACAGUCAUUACAGCCUCAAGUGAUGCAGCAGCAGCCUCUAGAGAAAAAAAUGAAGCCUUUCUCCAUGGAGCCAUAUAACCAGAAUCCCUCAGAAGUCAAGAUGCCAGAAUUUUACUGGGACUCCUCUUAUGGCCUGGCUGAUAAUAGAGUGAUGGCACAACAGAAUAACGUGGACCGCAGGGGGAAACGACAGCAAGGUGUCUUCCGUCCAGAGCAGGACACUGUGUCCAGGAUGGCUUUUGAGGACCCCAAGAGCUCUCCUCUGCUUCCUCCGGACCUGUUAAAGAGUCUGGCUGCCUUGGAGGAGGAGGAGGAGCUGAUUUUCUCUAAUCCUCCUGAUCUUUACCCAGCUCUGCUGGGGCCUCUCGCCUCUCUUCCUGGACGAAGCCUCUUUAAGUCCCUAUUGGAAAAACCGUCGGAGUUGAUGUCUCAGUCAUCUUCCUUCCUGUCCCUCACCGGCUUCUCUCUUAAUCAGGAAAGAUACCCAAAUAACAGUAUGUUCAAUGAGGUAUAUGGGAAAAAUAUGAAUACCAGCACAAAAGCAGAGGUCACUCCCUCAGUCACCCACCAGGAGACCUCACUAUACUCUCUCUUUGAAGGGACACCUUGGUCUCCAUCCCUUCCAGCCAGCUCAGACCAUUCAACACCAGCCAGCCAGUCCCCUCACUCCUCCAACCCUAGCAGCUUGCCAAGCUCCCCUCCAACUCAUAAUCACAACUCUGUUCCUUUCUCCAACUUUGGACCUAUUGGGACUCCAGACAACAGGGACAGAAGGAUUGCAGACCGUUGGAAAACAGAUAAGCCAGCAAUGGGAGGAUUUGGCCUGGACUAUCUCCCGGCAACAUCUUCCUCUUCAGAAAGCAGCUGGCAUCAGACCAGCACUCCUAGUGGCACCUGGGCUGCCCAGGGUCCCUCCAUGGAGGAUUCCUCCGCUGUGCUCAUGGAGAGCCUCAAGUCUAUCUGGUCCAGCUCCAUGAUGCAUCCUGGACCUUCAGCCCUGGAGCAGCUGCUAAUGCAGCAGAAGCAGAAGCAGCAACGUGGACAAGGCACCAUGAAUCCACCGCACUGAGAAUAAGGUGGUGACCCUUGCAAACGACGGCUCCAUAAACCAUGGCAUGUUGGGUUUGCAGGACUGGCCCACACAGUCCUGUGCAGGUGGCAGCCCUCUCUUCUGUUCCUUGCUGUCAGGAGGGCGUAAGUGCUCCACCAACCCACUGAGUGUGCACAAGUCUGCAGUGCAACAAACAACAACAUCAGGAACUCUCCCAUUCCCCAGGCUCUCUUGAGGGAGGGAGGAACUGCUGUUUGUCUCACUCAGUAACCUGAUAUCACCGCCUCUCACCUUCUCCAUCGUGCAUGUCCCCAGCCACAUGGGAAGUAAGAGCUGAGAAUGAAGGGCAGAUGGGAGAAGCCAAUGAGAACUCAAUUCUUUUCCUCUUUUGGGGAGAUAAACUAGGAAUCCAUUAAUGAUUGCUUUGCUGACUGGGAAUGUAGUUGAAAUUAUUCCUAAACAUCUUUAUUAUUAUUACUGUCUCAGUAGUAAGAUCACACUGAAUUCUUCCAUACACAGACGUACUUUGUAGUCAGUGUGUAGCAGUGAAAGCCCCAGUUGCUGCUCCAGUCAGAGGUGGGUGGUGACAGAGUGGGGAUCUAUCUCCUGGGCUGGUUAGGAGUUUCAUGAAGGAGAGUCUGGCACUUGACACCACUUCACCUUUCACUCAAAGGCUCUGAGCAGCCCAUGUGUGGGUUAGAGACUCCAGCGUGAAAUGCCCUUCCUGCUGUAGGUGUUCGAGCUGUAAUCGGGGACAACAGUGGGCAUCACAGUGCUCUGCUGGACAAGCAAGUAAUUGCUCUGGAGUUUUAAAUUAAUGUUUCUGAUUCCUGUACAUUUUACAGUAGCAUAGUGACCAGCCUUACAAAAAGGGCAGGGUAGUCUGUGCAUUCACAGCCUGACUCAUUUUAAUAGGUAGGUAGAUGCUUUCAAUGUUUUUUUUUUCUUUCUCUCCCGCCAUCCCAUCCCCUUCCCUCUUUGCUGGAUGCUAGUAGUUUUACUCCUGAUGUGCAACAUCACAUGAACAAGUAACAAGGGGUCCAGCAGGACUGAGUACAAGGACAGUGAGCCUGGGCAGCGUGGAAUGUACAGUCCCACAGGCACACAUCAGCUCCACAGGCUCCCACACAGCUGCAGCCCCGAACUUCUAGUUCCAGACUGAUGUGCAAGCCACCACAUAUAAGUGGUGUAACCCACAUACAGAAGGAAACAUCGUGCUGUUCACAUAUGAACAGGCGCAGAAGGGGAAAUAAAACAUUUUAUUUGUUAUUUAUUAGGGGGAGGAAGACUGGAAAUCUCAUGUAGACAAGAGGACGGCAUUUCUGUUAGUGUCCCAAGAAAGUUAUGGAAACUAUCUAAAUGUCCGUUUGCUGUGCUAGCAGUAGGGGUUUUUGUGAGAUGAUUCAGGAUCUCUGAGCUGGGAAACAGCUGCAGAGCAAAGCACAUGCAGGAGCCUCAGUGACACUGGAGCCUGGGCAGCCCCAAAUAACAUACAAGAAGGAAAGGUUAAAAUUUAAUGCCCUUCUAUACAGAUAAGAUGGGUCCCCCCCACAGCUGCACACUAGCAACAUUACUGUUCUCAGUUGCAUUUCUAAGACACGUUUCCUUAUGAAAGUUCUAAAGCGUGAAGCUCCCAGCCCCAGGGGUUAUAUAAACCAAAACCCUCUGUACUUCUCCAGCCCUCCCAGUUUGUGUAUUUGAGCUGUGCACCCAGGCAGCUGCAACAUUCCAGUGUUUGAACUGUCACUGACUCUUGCACCCUAGACAAGCUAACCAGGUUCGUCAUCUCACUCCCAACAGUGCCAGAUCCCAGCCACAGAGUCCCAUUUCUGCAUGAGAAUCUGGUGUUUGGAAUGUUUUCUGAAUCUUGGCUGGGAUUCCCCAUCUCACUGUCCGAUGUCUGGGGUUGUGAGGGAAGGGGAUCCCCAACAGAAACUGGUUUGUGUCGUAAGCUUUUUUGUGUUUUUUGUCUGUCUGUGCAAGACCUGCAGCUGCUGAAAUCAGCUUUGCCUUUAAUUAAAACAAAUUGUCAUCCAG
Messenger RNA from Gavialis gangeticus (Gharial), 5643 nucleotides. It is a transcript of the gene SMG7, whose product is annotated as SMG7, nonsense mediated mRNA decay factor. Gene Ontology annotation, cellular component: telomerase holoenzyme complex. Lineage: Eukaryota; Metazoa; Chordata; Crocodylia; Gavialidae. The coding region runs from base 64 to 3624 and encodes 1186 amino acids. Gene Ontology annotation, molecular function: telomeric repeat DNA binding; telomerase RNA binding; protein binding. The record is from RefSeq and is a predicted model, not a curated record. The transcript has 23 exons. Gene Ontology annotation, biological process: nuclear-transcribed mRNA catabolic process, nonsense-mediated decay.